GAGACUAAAUAGGGAGAACCGGAGAAGGGCGUGAAAAUAUCACUCCCCCUUGCCCUCGUUUGGACUAAAACCGACGUUGUAGAAGCGCGGCCUUUCGCACAGGAAUUCAUCGCCGAGGCGACUGAUGGAGCGGCCGAUGCUGGUGAUGCCGCAGAAAAAGGCAUUCAGUUUACCUCUGAGAGGCUCAUCGUCGAGGAAUCGGGGGUUGCAGGCAGAGGAAGAGCAGACUGGAGUUGAUCCGAGGGCAGAGGUGAUGGAAGUGGCCGCAGGGACGAAGGAAGAGGAACGGUGGUCCAGGAUGCUGCCUGAGAUUCUGGGUGAGAUCGUGAGGAGGGUGGAGUCGAGCAACGGGGGUUGGCCGCUGCGGAAGAGCGUGGUGUCUUGUGCUUGCGUCUGCCGGAGAUGGCGCGAGGUCACCACCGGCGUUGUGGGGACACCCUCGGAGACCGGAAAGAUCACGUUCCCGAAUUCCCUAAAGCAGCCAGGGCCGAGUGGUCUUCCGAUCCAGUGCUAUAUUAAAAGGCAGAAAAAUAACUCUACGUUCUACCUCUACCUCAGCUUGAGCCAGACAUGUAUGGACAAGGGAAAGUUUCUAUUGGUUGCUCAAAGGUUUAGGCGCGGUGCUCAUUUAGAGUAUAUCAUCUCUCUUGAUGCUGAUGAUCUGUCCCAAGGAAGUAAUGCAUAUGUCGGCAAAUUGAGGUCUGAUUUCCUAGGGACCAAGUUUAAGAUCUUCGACAGUAGAGCACCAUCCAACGGUGCCAAGGUGUCAACCCACCCAGCAAGCCGGCGUUUUGCCAACAAACAAAUCAGCCCACAGGUCCCUGCAAGUAACUUUGAGAUCGGUCAAGUACAUUACAAAUUCAAUCUCCUAAAAACAAAAGGACCCAGAAGAAUGCUGUGCACGCUGCAGCGCGAUACCAGGGUCGAUGAUGCUGAAUCAGAUUCAGUUGUUCUGAAAAACAAGGCACCGAGGUGGCACGAGCACCUGCAGUGUUGGUGCCUGAACUUCCACGGCCGCGUCACCAUUGCCUCGGUAAAGAAUUUCCAACUGGUGGCAGCGUCAGGUACCCAUGGAACUCUAGGCAUCGAUGACAAUGAGCCAGUGCUACUACAGUUCGGGAAAGUAGGGGAUGACAUGUUCACUAUGGACUACAGGGAGCCUCUGUCAGCCUUCCAGGCAUUCGCUAUUUGUCUCACCAGCUUCGGCACAAAGUUUGCUUGUGAAUAAGGACUCUCUCUCGUUUUCUUCCAUCUGUGGGCAUGCUUCUCCUACUAGUGAAAUCUGAUAUCCAUUUGAGUCGAGCCUUACUUGAAUGUACUGAACUGAGAUUGAGUUGUCCGAUUCAAACGAGCAAAAGCCCAUUAAAAACUUCCCCUUCGAAUCCUGUGGCAAACUGAAGGACAAAGUUACAGAAGGAGCACAGCAUUUUUGCAGAUUUUUUUUUUUUAAAAAAAAAAACAGAGCAGCUUCCUGUGUGUUACGGUGGUGGCGUGGCAUAUGUCGGGAUGGGGAAUUAUACUGUGGAGUGGGAAGAAGUAUUGCGCAGAGAUCGAUGAGAAUCGAGCUGCUGCGAAUGCGAUGUGUUGGUGGUUUACAUGAAGGUGCCUGAGUUUGCGGCGGGUCUUCAGCCAUGGCAUGAGAGAUGCAGUUCUAAGCAAUUGAGCAGCAGCAGCAGCAGCACGUGAGAGAAGACAAGACAGUCUGAGCCACACUUGUUUAGAAACUACUACCAGAUCUGCAAUGGCUCUGUAGCAGCAGGUAAAUAAAUAAAUAAAUAAAUAAAAGGAUUAUAUCAUAUUCAUUCGAUCGAUAACUUAAUAUUUUUACAAAGACGUUCUCAAUC
Zingiber officinale is the source of this 1844-nucleotide messenger RNA. RefSeq names its product tubby-like F-box protein 1. The record is from RefSeq and is a predicted model, not a curated record. NCBI's taxonomy places the organism in Eukaryota, Viridiplantae, Streptophyta, Magnoliopsida, Zingiberales, Zingiberaceae. Bases 125 to 1228 code for a protein of 367 amino acids. The transcript has 4 exons.